GCAGGGAAGCCUGUGAUGUCAGACGUUAGGGAAAAAAAACAACAACCAAAAUUCCAAGAAACAGCCCACCCAGCAACAUGGCACAUGCAGCUCAACUCAAUAUCCUGGAGCAGAACUGCCCCAUCCAGGUGGAGCACGAUCGCAGGAGGAGACAAUUCACAGUGCGGCUGAAUGGUUGCCAUGACAGGGCAGUGUUGCUCUACGAGUACGUGGGGAAGAGGAUAGUGGACUUGCAGCACACGGAGGUACCAGACGCCUACCGAGGAAGAGGAAUAGCCAAGCACCUGGCUAAGGCAGCCCUGGACUUUGUGGUCGAAGAGGACCUACGAGCUCACCUGACGUGCUGGUACAUUCAGAAAUAUGUCAAGGAGAACCCCCUGCCGCAGUACCUGGAACACUUACAGCCUUAACGCAGGAGGCUGCGGAGCCCGGACUGCUCUGGCAGCAGCACGCCCUGCCCCUGACUGUCCGAUGCGGCCUUCGCUUCUGCGCGGUCUCAGGAAGCCCCACGCGCUCUCAGAAUCCUUAUUUUUGUAAGUGCGGACGUGGGGACUGUGACCCUCCCAAAUAGCGCCGGGGCCCUGGUAAUGCACAGCAGCCGGGCCCUUCCACGGUUGGGCUGGCUCAAGAUUCUGUUGACAGCAGCCUCCCCUGUCACCGCGCCAUGGGGUGGAAGGCGAUGGCUUCUGUCGGCCUCCUUCAGCAGCGUCCUCACCCCUGCAGCUCGUCGAAAGCAAGAAGCCGGCGGGCGGAUGUCGGCUUGGGGUAGCCAUCGGGCUCCACCUCUCCUCCAGGAACGUGUGGGGCUGCUGCAGAUUAACCCAUCCUGAGCUGAAGGGGGAUUGUGGAGAGGGGCAGGGUCUUACCCACCUUUCGUCACGGCGGGGAUGGAAGAGUCCGAUGAUAAAGCCUGACAAGCCCAGCCGGUGCCAUUUGCUGUGUGGGCGGGAGCUGGAGAGGAGCGCGUUCCGGCCGGUUAGCUCCCUUCGGGCAAAGCAAGGAGCAUUAGCAUCAAGUCCCAGAGGGUGGACGAUUGGGUCUUAGGGGACUCUCUCUGCGUGCUCUAGAGCCAUUGGGGCCUUGAUGCCGUCUGUCCCUGAAAGGGGACCUAUGUGAGAUGGUCUGUCGUCAGCCUCUGUCAGGGGCGGGCAGCAUCGCGGAGGGGUGCUCGAGAGCAGUGGCCCAGCCCAGACCUCCUUUCAGUAGCCCAGUAGCUUGAGGUGUGGGCAAGGGAAGGGAGGUUAUAAACUUUGCAACCCCAUCAUGGACAGGAGUGUUUUGAGCCAAUCUCUCGUUUUGCUGGAUCCUCAACUCCACCCUGAAGGGGGGGACGUUUCCCUUCUGGGGCUGGAGCAGUAACGGACAGGAAUGCCUGCCAUGGCCGCGGGCUUUGCUUCUCUGCCUCUUUCGGAGUCUGAGGGGAGGUGAGUGACAAGGAAGGGACAGAGGCGCCGUCAGCAAGGGGAACACAAGGGUCCCAUGGAUGAGCUAAGCAGGUGCCACCAUCCCAGCCAAGCGCACAAAUGUACACACCACGCUGAGCCAAGCAGGACGUGAUCCUUGAGGUGUUCAGGCCAAGCCCGAGGGAGGGAGAAGAGAAUGCGUCCAAUCCCCGUGGAGAAGCAGGGGUGAGGCUGUUGCAUUCAAUGCCAAAUGCUGACUCCCCUGCCCAAGCUCUGCUCUUCCACUGACUUACUGAGCCCCCUUCCCCACACCCCUGCCCUUUGGGAGGCUGGGGCCAGGAGCAGAACGUCCCUGCAGGGCAGGGGUCAGGGAUACAGAUGCAGCACGUGAGUCGAGAGAUGCUGCUGCCACCGCCGUUCAGUCAAUAGCGUAGGCCUGGGGUUUGCACAGGGAUCACUCACUGGUCACGUCCCUCUCCGCUCCCCUACCCGGCAUUGUCUGCUAACCUCUACUGCUAGGGAACCCGGGCCCCCUGGUGGCUGAAUCCAAGAGCUGCCCGCCCAAGGGGGAGGUGUCAGACUUUUGUCCUCCCCUUUUCGUGCAGCAGCGGAGGGCUGACAUGCCAGGUGGGGAGCGAGGGGUGUGUUCUGCUCCAUCCCAGUCUCUCACACUGAUCAUUUAGACUUGGGGGGG
This is a messenger RNA of Malaclemys terrapin pileata, 2097 nucleotides long. It is a transcript of the gene NATD1, whose product is annotated as N-acetyltransferase domain containing 1. The record is from RefSeq and is a predicted model, not a curated record. Bases 78 to 410 code for a protein of 110 amino acids. Lineage: Eukaryota; Metazoa; Chordata; Testudines; Emydidae. The transcript has 4 exons.